AUGGUCUUCUUGGCUGGUUAUGCGGUUGCCAGCGCCUACGGGCUUCCCGACACCGGUUACAUUGCCAUGUCGGAAAUGUGCGACAAGAUUGGAGAGACUGUGCGUCAGGUCUCUGUGCCAGUAAUGGCUGAUGGUGAUACUGGCUACGGAAGUCCGCUGAACGUCAGGCGAACAGUCGAGAGCUUUGCUGAGGCUGGGGCUGCCGGCGUGAUGAUUGAAGACCAGACUUGGCCUAAGCGUUGCGGCCAUACGAAGGGCAAGUCCGUUGUGUCACGAGGCGAGGCGUACGCUCGAAUUCAGGCGGCAUGUGAUGCCCGUGAUCAGGGCAAAGAUAUUUUCGUUCUUGCCCGAACCGAUGCUUUAGUCGUUGGAUGGGAUGAGGCAUUGACGCGAGCUAAAGAGUUCAAGAGAAUUGGAGUCGAUGCCGUCUUCGUCGAGGCCCUACCCGACCGAGACGCUAUGCGCAGAUGCAAGAUCUCUAAUGUGAAGCAGUAA
Molecule: messenger RNA, 495 nt
Organism: Colletotrichum chrysophilum
Lineage: Eukaryota; Fungi; Ascomycota; Sordariomycetes; Glomerellales; Glomerellaceae
Exons: 3
Coding region: 1-495 (164 amino acids)
Molecular function (GO): catalytic activity
Source: RefSeq, a predicted model, not a curated record